AGAGUAUUUGGGCUCAGCGCAGUCACUAGCACAGUCACAGAAGUGCCUGCACCGCUUUGCAUACUUUCCAAGAGCUAUGGUCUGACAUCCACCUGGCCCCGUUGCACCGCUGCUGUGAUGCUAUGCGCCAAGCACGGGAUGCCUUGUUGUCCGCGCGGCAGCUCUGCGUGGCACGCUUGACUGUGAGGACAAGAUACCCAGGCGCCCCACUGUCGGCGAUUGCCAUGCCCUCGCUGGGCGCACGACGCUGGAUUUGCGGCAGCACCGCAGAGCGGCUCGGAGGGUCAUCAACCCGUCAGUUCGGUACCUUGACGGCCCAGGAGGCCCGGACAGACGUCUCGCGGCAAGCCGGGCCGUACAUACGUGUGCGCUUGGCUUUGGAGCGGCAUGGCGAUUGGCUCAUCACUUGCGCGAACUUGUUCCAAUUGAGUGGAUUUGCUUGUUCAGACGCCUUGCACUUGCAAGCCUUAAUGAUUGUUGGAAACGGGUCAAUGGCUCUGUUCUUUUUGACUCGCAUGCCAACAAUGGGUGUUCCGUGCGGGUGGGCAAUGUUGAAAGUCUGCGUGAACAUUUUCAUGGUGUACAAGAUCUUGCAGGAUAGGCAGCCUAUUAAGUUGACACCUGAGGAACACGAUGUGUAUGAGGAGCACUUCAUGCACUAUGGCGUCACGGCAAGGCAGUUCAAGAGGUUCUGGGACCUUGGCGAGUUGCGGACGCUGCAGGAAGAAGAUGUGCUGACCAGCGAAGGCCAGCCCGUGGAAUAUGUCUUCCUUGUACUUUCUGGCCAUGUGUGGCGAUGUUUGGAUGGUAAGCAUAUCUCAGCCCUGGACAGUUUCCCAGGUGCUCGCCACACGCACGAGGGCGAUGCUGGAGCUUGGGUGGGCGAGAUCACAGUGUUGCAGCUCAUUGACUCUGUCUCUCAGCGCGCAUCGGCGUAUCGAGAUCAGGACCACACCAAAGACAAUAGUGAAAAGGAGCGGGUACAGCGGCUGCAACGAACGCUUGCUGGCCUUGGCUUUUAUGACGGUGAAGUCGAUGGUUUAGCAGGCAAGCGGACUUCGCACGCGUUGCAUAAACUAGAAGAGAAGAGUGGCUUGGAGUUGGAUGGCGUGCAUGGGCCGAAAACGCAGCAGGCCCGCGCGCAGUUCGACCAAACUCUUUGGGACCCGACCAAAGCCCGGUGGACCGCCGUGGCGUCGGAGGGCUCCAUGGUUAGAUUUUGGCGAAUGGAUCCGCUGUUGAAGCUCUGCAGGUCGAACUCCGAGAUGCGCGGCGUCUUGCGGAAGGUUUUCUCUCAGUCUGCAAUAAAGAAGACGCUCGUCAUGCACAAACUUGUGCCAGACGAGCCAGAAAGGCUGCAUGGCGACAGGCCCGGUGCUGGCAAAGAAGCUCUGCGGCGUUACGAGGCGGCUCUGCGGGGCGCACUCGGAGGCAGGACCACGGCCUUGCCAGAGGACAAGCUGGCCCUAGCGCAGUUUCGGCGCCAGCAGGGCAUCAACGACGCGCAGCAUGCUUGGGCGCUGAAGGUCGCCAUCGGCUGGACGCCGCAGGAAUACGAGCUCGGGGCACCGCUGGCCAACGUGGGGGACCCAGGCACCUCCCGUGCCGCCCAGUUGCUUCAGGAGGGCCUUGCUGCAGAGAGUGACUCUUCAGAGGAGUGCACAGGGCCAGUGGCGACAUAGCUCCAAGACCGAAUUGGACGCUCUGUGCGUGUGUGAUUGCCCGCAUUUCGAAGCAAAGUUGUUGUCGUCGUCGUCGUCGUCGC
Prorocentrum cordatum is the source of this 1765-nucleotide messenger RNA. The record is from the annotation of a GenBank genome assembly. Lineage: Eukaryota; Dinophyceae; Prorocentrales; Prorocentraceae.